AUGCUUGAUGUAGAUUUCAAUGCGAAACUUGGCGAUUUCGGGCUUGCAGAAGUGUAUGAACAUAGUUCUAGCACAAGGGAUGCUACUAUACCAGCAGGAACAAUGGGGUAUCUAGCGCCCGAAUACGUUUAUACCGGGAUUCCUACGGUGAAGACCGAUGUAUAUAGUUUCGGAGUCGUGAUGAUUGAAGUCGCGACCGGGAGGAAACCCGUUGGAGACGACGGAACUGUCGUCGGCGACUACGUUUGGACUCUGUGGGAAAAGAAUAGACUCGUGGAGGCGGCGGAUCCGAAACUGAUGGGGGAAUUCGAUAUUGUGGAGAUGGAGAGAUUGUUAUUGGUAGGGCUUGUUUGUGUUCAUCCUGAUAAUGAAAAGAGGCCUAGAGUGAGGGAUGCAGCUAGAAUGAUUAAGAGAGAAGCAUCAGUUCCUUUGUUGCCACCAUGUAAACCAAGGGUGAGGAUUAGGCCUAUUUGUCCUGAUGAAACACAGAAUCUUGGUUGUGAUUGCGUUAGUAAUGAUGAAGCUCUUUAUAUGACUCCUAGGAGCCAGUUUUACUAG
Molecule: messenger RNA, 558 nt
Organism: Lathyrus sativus (Indian pea)
Lineage: Eukaryota; Viridiplantae; Streptophyta; Magnoliopsida; Fabales; Fabaceae
Source: the annotation of a GenBank genome assembly